Messenger RNA from Limulus polyphemus (Atlantic horseshoe crab), 1155 nucleotides. RefSeq names its product venom allergen 3-like. The record is from RefSeq and is a predicted model, not a curated record. Lineage: Eukaryota; Metazoa; Arthropoda; Merostomata; Xiphosura; Limulidae. The transcript is spliced from 9 exons. Gene Ontology annotation, cellular component: extracellular region. The coding region runs from base 151 to 1155 and encodes 334 amino acids.
AGGAAUAAUUACUACUGUGAACCAAUGUAUGAGAUUAGCCGCGUCGAGUGAAAAGUAGGCCUAGAAGAAGACAUAUUACUUUGUAUCAUGAAAUACUGGUUGCUCAGAUUGACUCCUUUGAUUGCUUCAGGAUCCAGAAACUGAUAAAUCAUGAAUUUGUAUUCAACUUUAUCCGUAUCCCCGCUGGUAAUACUAAUAUUUAUUUGCCAGCUAGGACGAUUGCUAUCGUGUAAUUUUGCAAAAUUUACACCUCACCACACCAUGUGUAAGUAUAGAGGACAAAAUUCUCAGUGCGCCAUCUCUGGGCGAAUGAUAUCACCACCAGAAGCACAGGAAAUCGUUCAUGUUCACAAUACACUUAGACAACGGAUAGCUCUGGGAAACGAAAACCGAGGAAGUCAAACCCCUGCUUCCAAUAUGAGAGAAAUGUACUGGGAUGACGAACUUGCCAGGCUGGCACAAAGACUAGCAGAUCAAUGCAUAUUUAAACACGACUGUUCACGAUGUAGAAAAGUUGAACGAUUUAACGUCGGGCAGAAUAUGGCAAGCGUAGCUUCAUCUUUUGAUGACAACACAGUUGAUUGGAAGCUGAUAAUCAACAACUGGUACGAUCAAGUUAAGAUAUUCAGAGCCAACUACAUCAACCCUUUCCGGUUUGUCCCGGGAACAGGUCAUUUUAGUCAGGUCGUGUGGGCUGAUACUUAUAAAGUAGGAUGUGGCUACACUCAUUACUACAAAAACGGAAAAUCCAUGAAGCUCUUCGUGUGUAAUUACGGGCCAACGGGUAAUGUUCUCAGAGAUGCUAUGUACAAACAAGGUACAUCCUGCAGCGAAUGUCCACACGGUACUUCAUGCUCAAGAAACUACCGAGGGUUAUGUGCUGUAGAUGCUGAACCACCAAUCAGAACAGUAGCGCCACCUGUUGUUAUACCAUCUGUCAGACAAAUACUGUUCGUCUGUGAUUUCAAAACCGAUAGAGGAUGCGGUGUUAAUCAUAUUGCAGGAACUCCGUGGACAAGAAUAGAAAGUGGUCCCUAUGGCGGCCAUUUUGAAGUUGAGAUUAAACGUGGUGAGAGCAGCGACAUCUUACUGUCUGAAAUGGCACAAAUACCAGCUGGAGAAAGAAAGGCCUGUUUGGGUUUGAGGCGUCUCUAA